AAGAAAAAUAAAAAUAAAAAUUAAAAAGAAAAAGAAAACGUAAAGCUAAAGCAAACACUCUCUUGAAGCCUAUAGCUAAGCGUCACUACACUUUCUCACUCUUUCAAAAAUCCUCUCAUCUAUCAAAAUCCGAGAUAAAGAAAAAGUUUUAAAGAAACCAGAAUUUAAGAUCCGAUCGUCAUCUCCAAUUCUCUGGAUCUUCAAAAAACCAAAACAAACAAAAAAUCCCAAAUUUGGAAACUUUUCUCUGUAUUGCUCUGUUUCUUGAUUUGUUUUUGGUGAAGUGCUCUGUUUCUUGAUUUUGCUUUUGCCAAUGAAAGAAAAAGGAAAGAGAACAGCAACGGAACGAAGAAACGACGACGUUUCGUUAUAUUACAGCACUCCGUCGGAAUUCUCUUGCCGGAAACAUCCAUCUGUUUCCUCCGGCGUCGGAAUUUGUCCGUACUGUCUCAACGACAGAUUAGUCAACCUCGUCUGCUCCGAAUGCGGUGAGCAGCGUCUCUCUUCUUGCUCGUGCUCCGAUAUCUCUCCUAAUCGAACCUCCAACGCUGCCGUAGACGCCGCCGCCGGAGAAAACGUUGUUCGGAUCUCUUCUCUCAUCGACGAAGAGACAACGAAACAGAGGAAAGAGACAAAACAGAGGAAAACAGAGGAAGUGGUGGUGUUCAAGAGAAGUAGUAGCAGUUGUGUUGAGAUUAAUAAGAGAACGAAGAAUUAUAGAUUCUCGAGAAUCGGUAGGUUUUUCAGGAAGAUUAAUCUUAAAAAGGAGAGAGAUUUUGAGAAGAACAAUAGCAACGAUUCAUGGGUUUUGGAUUAUAACAAUGAUGUGAAGAAGCUUGGAGUUUCGAGAUCAAGAUCGCUUUGUAGUUUUCGAGGUAAAGAUUUGUAUUGUCUCGGAUCGGAAGAAGAUGGUUCGUCGUAUUCCGGAGCUUUCUCCGCCGCGAGAAGCUCAAGUGUUAAUGGCGGAUUAGGGUUAUGUGAAACAGAGUAUCCUCGGAAGAGUAACUUCGAAGGAAGGAAGAGUAACUUCAGCGAGACGACGGAACAUCGGAAGAGUAAUUUCGAAGGUGGGAGGAAGAGUAAUUUCAGUGAGACGACGACGGAGAAUCGGAAAAGUAAUUUCAGUGAAUCGGAGCCGCCGCGAAGAAGUGGUUUCGAGGCGAGGAAGAGUAAUUUCAGUGAAACAGAGUAUCCUACACGGAGGAGUAAUUUUAGUGAAACAGAGUAUAAUACUCGAAGAGGAAACAAUCCGGUGACGGCGGAGAAUCAUCCACGGAGGAGUAGUAAUUACGAAGCAGCGAGGAAAAGUGAUUCGGCGGCGAUGAAUUUUACGAGAAGGGUAAUGUCAAUGAAAGAGAGUAGUUACUUCACCGGAGGAGAAGAGCCAGGUUUCAUUGAUCUUAAGUUUGAUUCUUCUGGUGGAGGAGGAGAUGUAAACGACGGCGUUUUGGAACACGGAGGAGGAGGAGGAUCUUGUCGGAAAGAUGGAGGAGAGUUGCGUAAGAGUCGAAAGAGUUUCAAAGGAUGGAAAUGGAUAUUUGGACAUCAUCAACAUCAACUUCAUCAUCAUAAUAGAGAUUCAUGAUGAAUUUAUGAAUUAUGAAGGAAUAUGUGACCAUUUUUAUUGGAUCCAAUAAUGAAACAUGGAGCUGGUUUUGUGUGAUCCGA
Arabidopsis lyrata subsp. lyrata is the source of this 1668-nucleotide messenger RNA. RefSeq lists its product as uncharacterized. The record is from RefSeq and is a predicted model, not a curated record. The coding region runs from base 314 to 1585 and encodes 423 amino acids. The transcript has a single exon. NCBI's taxonomy places the organism in Eukaryota, Viridiplantae, Streptophyta, Magnoliopsida, Brassicales, Brassicaceae.